CGUUUCCCAUGAGGUUCUUAUAGGAAAUCUAUAAUCUUCCUUCAACGCUCAUCUCACGCCGGUCCGGCCGUCUCCAUUCUGGCUUCAUAAAUCGUUCACAUGGUUCAGCAGCCUCUCAAAUUCACACUACUCACUCGCUUUCACGCAUCCCAUACACCCUCACCAACCUUGUGGUCCCAUCUCUUUCACCGGGUUCUGGAUUCUCCGGCGGUUUCUUCUUAGGCAAAUCGCUAGCAUUUCAGACAGGAGUGCCCUUGAGCAAGACACAGGAAGGAAAAUGGAAAAGGCUCUAUUAGAGAAAACCACAGAGGUGGAAAAUGAAGAGGACCUACACAUAACAUGGCGUAUGUUUUCUCAAGAAGUGAAAGCGGUUUGUUCUGUAGCGGGGCCUAUGGUGGCUGUGAAUGCUUCAACCUUCUUUCUGCAAACCAUCGCUCUGAUGAUGGUGGGUCACUUGGGUAAACUUGCUCAAUCUAGCACUGGUAUUGCCAUCUCUCUGUGUGCUGUCACAGGCUUCAGCGUCAUCUUUGGAAUGGCUACUGCACUUGAAACACUAUGUGGGCAAGCCUAUGGAGCUAAGCAAUAUAAGAAGUUUGGUGUUCAAAUAUACACUGGCAUCUUCUGUCUCAUUUUAUGUUGUCUUCCUCUUUGUGUGUUGUGGUUCAACUUGGGGAAGCUGUUGGUUUUGCUUGGUCAAGACCCUUUAAUUUCAUAUGAAGCUGGCAAAUUUGCAGUUUGCUUGAUUCCAGCUCUCUUUGGUUACGCAAUACUUCAAGCCCUGGUUCGAUACUAUCUUAUGCAGAGUUUGAUCAUUCCUCUUCUACUCUCUUCCUCAUUUACUAUUUGCUUCCACAUAGCUUGUUGUUGGGUACUAGUUUUUAAAUCUAGUUUGGGUCGUUAUGGAGGAGCAUUUUCCAUCGGUGUUUCAUACUGGUUGAACGUGAUCUUACUUGCAUCAUAUAUGAGAUUUUCUGAUUCUUGUGCAAUGACUCGGGCUCCAAUUUCCAUGGAGCUUUUCCAAGGCAUUGGAGAGUUCUUUCGCUUCGCUAUUCCUUCAUCUAUAAUGGCUUGCCUCCAAUGGUGGUCAUAUGAGUUGACGACAUUACUUGCUGGUCUUCUACCGAACCCACAGCUUGAAACUUCAAUCUUAGCCGUCUGCGUAUCAAUGAACGUUACAAUCUAUUCAAUACCAGAAUCAAUUGGCUCAGCGGCCAGCACAAGAGUUUCUAAUGCAUUAGGAGCUGGACGUCCACAAGCAGCACGACUGUCUGCCUUAUGUUCUAGGAUUCUAGCAACUUGUGAGGCUCUUAUAGUGAGCUCAGUUGUUUUUGCAAGUCGGAAUGUUUUAGGCCAUGUUUUUAGCAAUGAACCGGAUGUGUUGGAAUAUGUCACAAAAAUAGCUCCUCUGCUAGUUCUGUCUGUCUUUGUAGACUCCUUGCAAGGUACCCUUACAGGGAUUGCUAGGGGAAGUGGGUGGCAGCACAUCGGGGCAUAUGUGAAUUUCGGAACUUAUUAUAUUGUUGGCAUUCCACUUGCUGCAAUAUUGGGUUUCUGGAUAGGCAUGGGAGGAAAAGGCCUUUGGCUUGGAAUAACAACGGGUACACUCUGCCAAGUGAUUGUGCUAUUGAUCAUAAUAAGUUGUACAGAUUGGACGAAGGAGGCAAGACGAGCUAGGGAGAGGGCGUUGCAGAGAGCUUUAGCAGAAGAAAAUGUUUUGGUUUGACCAAUCAGGGUGUAUUAUUAUUUUGGCUAAAAAAAAAAAAUCAGAGUGUAUUAUUAUUAUUAUUUUUAUUUUUUUUUUGGGGUAAAAAGAGUGUAUCAUUUAUUUGUUGUGCCAGCUAUUGGGUAAAAGUCAGAUAUAUGAUGGUAAUAAUGAAGAUGGCGGGAUAACACUUUUACAUCAGCAA
Prosopis cineraria is the source of this 1907-nucleotide messenger RNA. RefSeq names its product protein DETOXIFICATION 14-like. The transcript has 9 exons. The record is from RefSeq and is a predicted model, not a curated record. Gene Ontology annotation, cellular component: membrane. The coding region runs from base 278 to 1723 and encodes 481 amino acids. Lineage: Eukaryota; Viridiplantae; Streptophyta; Magnoliopsida; Fabales; Fabaceae. Gene Ontology annotation, biological process: xenobiotic detoxification by transmembrane export across the plasma membrane. Gene Ontology annotation, molecular function: antiporter activity; xenobiotic transmembrane transporter activity.